Messenger RNA from Rhopalosiphum padi (bird cherry-oat aphid), 8190 nucleotides. RefSeq names its product ras-specific guanine nucleotide-releasing factor 2-like. Bases 260 to 4756 code for a protein of 1498 amino acids. Lineage: Eukaryota; Metazoa; Arthropoda; Insecta; Hemiptera; Aphididae. The record is from RefSeq and is a predicted model, not a curated record. The transcript has 26 exons. Gene Ontology annotation, cellular component: plasma membrane. Gene Ontology annotation, biological process: Ras protein signal transduction; positive regulation of GTPase activity. Gene Ontology annotation, molecular function: protein binding; guanyl-nucleotide exchange factor activity.
GCUCAGGGUCAUGAGCUGACCCGGCCGCGCGCGCCACAGCCACCACCGCCGCCACACGCAACAGCGAAUCGCGUCAGCCACCACCGUCGUCGCUGCUGCUGCCGCCGACGCCGCCGCCGCCGCCGCCGCCGCCGGGUCGUCGUCACUUCGGCUGUCAACCCGACGACGAUACGGCCGCGGUUGCCACCGUCGUCGCCACCGACGCUGCCGCCUCCUCCUCCUUAGUCGACCACGUGUGCCAAUUAGUCACACAGCAGUGAUGUUAAGCCCGAAGAUGCAAAGAUGUGUCCGGGUGGUAGACAAUCAGCUCCUGAUGUUGUCAGACCGUGCCCGUACAGAUAGUACACUCACCGGAAAUCUCCAUAAAAAAGCGUCAGACAGCGGAAGGUGGAAGAACCGAUAUUUUGUUCUAUACCAGAAUAUAUUGUUCUACUACGACUACGAGAGCUGUAAUAAGCCGUCCGGAGUGAUACUGUUGGAGGGCAGUUAUUGCUCGAAAUUAGAUUUUUCUAGCGGUACGUCGAAAGUCACUGGGAAAAUUCAUCCGGAAAAUGAGCACUGUUUCGUCAUUUCAUACAACCAUCCUCAAAUGCGGCAGUACGAGUUCCGCGCGUCGUCAGAUACGGCUUGCAAGACUUGGGUGAACGCUUUGAAGCAAGCCAGUUUCAAUAAAUUGCUGCUACAAAAAGAAGAGCUCGAACAACGGCACUUGCAUUUGCUACAGGUCGUCGAGAGCGAAAUGACUGCAAAAUGGCAAUACGCACAACAGGUCGAUGAAUCAGCCUCAGAAAUCAAAAAACUACGCGCAGAAGUGUUAACAUUAAAGAAGGAGCUGCGACCGUUAACAUCGUACGGCGGGUCAAGUACUGGGUCGUUCGACGGUGGAACGACGGGCUCGUAUUCGCGAAGACAAUCCAAAGACAGCUUUAUAUUCUCGGACCCGACCACUUUCAACGUCCAGGACUCGAUCGAAAUGCGCAAAAUCAAGAAAGUGCAGAGUUUCUUUAGGGGAUGGUUGUGCAGAAGACGGUGGAAACAAAUCGUCGAACAGUACAUCAAAAGUCCUCAUGCCGAGAGUAUGCGCAAAAGAAACAGCCUGGUUUUUCGUAUGGUCGAAGCCGAGGAAGAGUACGUGAGUCAACUGGAGGUGUUGGUCACGUGUUUCCUGCGCCCUUUACGGAUGGCGGCCAGCUCAAAAAAGCCGCCGUGUUCUCACGAAGACAUAAGUUCGAUAUUCCUGAACAGCGAAACAGUGCUGUUCCUGCACCAGAUAUUCUACAAAGGGUUAACGACCAGAAUGGAAAAUUGGCCCACUCUAAUCCUAAGUGAUCUCUUUGACAUACUACUGCCUAUGUUGACAAUCUACCAGGAAUAUGUAAGAAACCAUCAUUACAGUUUGCAAGUGUUAACCGAAUGCAAACAAAACCCGGCGUUUGUUAACCUUUUGGAACGGCUGGAAAACAAACCAGCAUGUCAUGCACGAUCAUUAGAAAACUUUCUAAUAGUACCAAUGCAUCAGAUUCCUAGAUACAUAAUAACUCUUCAUGAAAUAUUAGCCCAUACACCUCACGACCACGUGGAAAGAAAAAGUUUACAAACAGCAUGUCAAAAACUGGAAGACUUAAGCCGACAAAUUCAUGACGAAGUUAGCGAAACUGAAAAUUUACGAAAAAACCUUUCCAUCGAACGAAUGAUUAUAGAAGGCUGUGAUAUUUUACUGGACGUCAAUCAGAUAUUUGUCAGACAGGGUACUCUGGUACAAAUGCCAAUAGCAAGAAAAAAGAGCAGAAUACCCCAUUUCAAAACUGAAAAAGAAGCAGUAAGACAAUGCUUUCUAUUUACAAACCAUAUGAUAAUCACAACUAGAACUACUAGUGGAAAAUUACAUUUGGCUCCCGAAGUUGGGAAAAUAUCUUUAGCAGACUGUCGUUUAAUAGAGGACCCUAAUGAUAAAGAGGACGAUAAUAAUAAUCCAGGAGAAUUGGAAAUUCCAGAUGGAAACAACGAAGCUGACGAUUCAGCGGGUACCAGCCAUUCAAGUGAUGUUGAGAAUAGCGAUUGUGAAGGCUUAAAAUGCUCAUCUAGCCCAAGUCCGAGUCCUAGUCCAAAACCACAAAAUUAUGAUUUUCAACUUUGUGUUGAUUGCAAAUCGUCUACGCCGAUCGCAGUUCAUUUGUAUGCACCCUCUUUACAAGAAAAAACCGCGUGGGUCAGUGAUAUUAGUCAAUGUAUUGAAAACUUAAGAUUUGACGCGAUGCUUCGAAAUUCAAUGUCAGAUACGUCUUCUGUGACAAUGCCGAAUUCAAUGCGUGAUCCAAAACUUUUUAAAGAUGACAAGGAUAUCAAAUUUAGUAAAUACUACAAUUCCUGUAGGAUUCCGCGUAUUCACCAUGCCACAAAAGAAAAACUUAUAUCUAGACUCGUUGAUUUGAGAUUUUUAUCAAUAGAUUUUCUAAAUACAUUCCUUCUUACGUAUAGAGUUUUCACUGAUGGAGUUACUAUUUUGGAAGCGUUAAAAAAGGUGUUUUAUAAUAACGAAGUUGACGCUUAUGAAAAUAUCGGUCAACCUAUGAACAACACAUCAUUAGAUCGGAGCGAAUUGCAUAACAAUCAUCAUCUCACCACAGGGGAUAGAGAUAGAAGAUCUAGUGUUAUUUCAUCAAAUCGAAAGAAUAGUGCCGCCAGUUCUGUAUCCGGUUACGGAUCAGAGGUCAGUGAUCGAGAUAGAAGUUCCAGUGUGGAUUAUUGUCCGAGAGGAAGAAAAUACAGUUUUCGAAAAUUGGAAGAAGAAGAAAGAAAAAAUAAAGGAAAAGUGUCGGAAGAAUACAGUUCAACGACUAGUUUAUACCAGCAACCUUCACCGGGACGAAAAGUCAGUAUACUAAUUGAAGACACAGGUGACAGUUGUCAUUUAGCCCCUCCUUCUAUGAGUAAAGCAACUUCAUCAUCUAGUAAUGAGACUCUGACUGGAGAUAACCAACCAACAGUAGUUGCAACAUCUCCAUGUAGCAAUAAUAGUAGUUCAACCUUAGUAGCUGCGACUUCUAACUGUGAAAAAAGUGUUAAUGACAAUAAAAUCAGUAGUUUUCCAAAAGUAUCUACACCAGAACGUAAAAUACAAUCGCCUUCAAAAGGUUUCCCCAUUCACCAUGGACAUGCGAUCAAAUUUGGUUCCAUAAUAUCAGAUGCAGCCAAAGAACUCGUAGAAAAAUUCCAUUCAGAAAAGCAUUUUUCCACUCCACAACCACGUAGAAGAAGUUGGUUCAAUCAUGAUUGUACUCCGACUAUAAGGAAAAAAAGUAUUGGACUUUGUGAGGACGAUAUGGGCGGCACCGAUGAAAACGGGUGGCUCAGUAACUUGCAUAGUGCAUCAUCGUCAAGAUCAGCUUCACUAGCAAAUUCCAGCAUUGCACAGUAUUUCUCUAGAAGAAAAUCAUUUGCAUGCGCUGGAGAUGCUGAUGGCUGUUACAGUGGAAACAUAUCACAGAGAGCUAGCAUGCAACAUGAUAGCCCUCCACUGUCUAGUCGCGUUGGUGUCGUAAUAACGUCAUCGAGACAAUCAAAAAGAAGAACUGGAAGGCCGGAGUUUUGGAGCAGCACGUCUACUGCUGCUGCAGCGUUUGCUAUUGCAACGUCAGCUUCAAGUAAUCCUCGAGAACUCUCUCCAUUGCAUGAUCAAAGAUGUUGUUCAGUAGAACGAAAAAGAAAAGAGUCUGUAAUGUCCACAGCAGCUACGAUGCGGGUGUUAAAUGUCUUAAAACAUUGGAUAUCAAAACACCCACAAGAUUUCGAAAAUGAAACACGCCUUAAGAACAUGACUAUAGACUUUUUGGAAGAUAUACUCUUCAGUCCUAAUCUUUUACCAGCUGAGCACAAAAUAGCUGGACAAUUACUUAGAUUACUCACAAUGGACGAAACAAAAAAACCUACUGUUGAUCUAAGCUUGCUAUUGACUCCGUCUCAGAUUCCUAGUUCUGAAAAUAUUGAUACAUUAUCUGCACUAGAAAUUGCUGAACAAAUGACUUAUAUUGACCAUCAAAUAUUUAUAAGAAUCCAAAGCCAGGAAUUUUUCGGUCGUGCUUGGAUGAAAGACGACAAAAAUAUCAAAGCGCCUCACAUUAUUUUAAUGACCAAGAGAUUCAACGAGUUGUCGCAACUGGUCGCUUCGGAAAUAAUGCGUAAGAACAAUGUGGCCGCGAGAGUGAUAACAAUAGAAAAGUGGGCCGCAGUAGCUGACAUAUCCAGAUGUUUGCAUAAUUUUAACGGAGUUCUUCAAAUAUGUUCUGCUUUUACUAAUAGUUCAGUGUUCAGAUUGAAAAAAACGUGGGAGAAAGUUUCAAAAGCUACAAAAUUGUCAGUACAAAAACUUCAGAUAAUUGUCUCAUCUGACGGAAGAUUCAGAAACCUUCGUGAAGCUUUGCAUAGAUGCGAUCCACCAUGUAUUCCGUAUUUAGGAAUGUACCUAAGUGAUCUGUCGUUUUUAGAAGAAGGGACACCAAGUUUGGCGGACGACGGUUUACUAAACUUUUCAAAAUUACGUAUGAUCGCUCACGUGGUACAGGAAAUCCGCCGGUUUCAGCAGACCCCGUACAAGAUCGACUUCCACCCUAGGGUUGCUAACUACCUGUUGGAUACGUCGCUGCUGAUGAACGAGGACGAGCUGUACACCAGGUCCCUGGAGAUCGAACCCCGGCCGUCUCGGCUCAGCAUCACGACGCUGUCGAACUCGCCACAUCACGGCGGCAGCAGCCAAUGACGGCGGUUUAGCGCCAAGAGGAAUCAGAGCACGUGCUUUAAGUGAACAAUCGAUGCGACUGGCAUCCACCUGUAGGCGACGGCGGCGAGCGAUAGCGACUAUUAAAUAUAAUAGUAAUAUAAUAAUAGUAAUAAUAAAUUAUAAUAAUUGUCUUUGGUAUCAUUACCGUAUGUCACUGUAUUAGUCGGGUCACUUUAAGUUGGGUCGAAGGUGCUGCAGAGGUAGAAAGAGGAUUUGUUUUCUCGUCUUCGAUGACAAUCGUUUCCCAUCAUCCUCCACGGUCACAACUGUUUUCUUACCGCCCCGCCGCCGCCGCCGCUCGCCUCGCUCGGAAGGAAUAUUAUUAUUAAUACGCUGCCAAUGGCGAGAAAAUGAUCAGUGAAUACGAUAUUAUAUUAAAUUAACGUCCUUCCGGCGGGCCGUCCCGCUCAGUUUACGUGCACAACGAGUAGGUAGGUAGGUAGUAGGUACCUAUAUACACAUUUCCGCUUGGCCCCGCUGGCACUACUACGCCACCGCUAUCAGCUACUUAAAUUUUUAUGCGUAAUAUAAUCGAAUGUAGUACACUUUGCGUGAAUUCAACGUUGAUCUAUAUCGUUGUUACAUACUAAUUCAAUUUUUUCCGUCUUAAGCGGUUUUUUUUUCUUCGAAUUUUUUUAAUAAUUUUGUCUUCCAGACUUUUCGAAAAACGACUGGGCGCUGCAAUAGCGACGGCAUAGGUCGUUGUUAUACGUCGUACUCUAACAAUAUUAUUGUGCCACAUUGGCAUUUUUACCCGAAUCUUAGGAUUCUCUUUUUUUUAUAUAUAUAUUAUACUAUACAUGGGCUUUCGAGCGUAGUUACUUAUCGUACGUUAUGCGAUUCAAAUAUAUUAUAAAAAAAAAACAACACGUACAAACGUAUAGGUGGUAUACGUUGUUUCGGUACUAUUUCAUUACAUAAUCAUUUUAUUACUAAGUUAUUUUUACUAUGUAUUAAUUUUACACUAUGCAUUCUGUUAUUCUAUUAUCUGUACUGUUUGCCCUACGGGCAAAAUCAUCGUUUACGAUGAAAAUAAAUAGCUAUAAAAAGUUGUGACAGCUAUACGAUUAUAAGGUAUAAUAUACGAUGAUAAUCGAUUGUCGAGAUGAAUUUUAUAAACAUUAUCGGAAAAAAUAUCCUUACCUGUCUCGCCCCGUUGAUGACGUCGAAAACAAAACGCGGUUGAAACGGAAAGACAAAAAUAAAAAUUUAUCGUACUGAACAAUCAAAAUAUAAUAUUAGAUAGUAGUGUAAUUUAUCAUAGGUACUUAAUGUAAUAGAAUAUAGUGUGCAACACAUCGUUUCCGUGUUCCAAUUCGGCUUCGAUUAAUAUAUUUCGUUCCUCGUCCAUCCGAUAGUAACCUUCCUAUGCCUCCGGUAGACGGUAGUGGGACACCGUACCAAUAGGUCGAUGCGGAAUUAGAUUUUUAUAAACAGCGUCAUAUUAUUAUUAUACACAAAUCAAAAAUAUGCGCUGCCCUUUUCGCAGUUUUUGCUCAGACAAUAUUAAAAAAAAAAAAAAAAAUUUAUUUUCAACCCGAAUUGCCGCCCUACACCUUUCGAUUGAUUUUAAUAAAAUGACAGAUUGUGUGUGCGUAUUUUCAAUUUAUAUACUAAGUUACCUAUACGUAGGUAAGUAUGUGUUGUAUCGUUAAAGGUAUAUAAUAUAUAUUUUGUUUUGAGAGUAUUAAUAAUAAUUAUUAAUUAAUUUGUAAGGAAAUGCGUUUUGUUUUAUUUUAUUCGUUCGUGCAGUCAUUUGUCGGUGGGUGUACGAAAGUUUAACGGUUAUUGCGGAUAUCGGUUUUCGCCUUGAACCUGCAAAUAUAGAAGAAAUAUUAUGAAACGCCGAGUGAUGAUGAAAAUCAUCUUUUUUUUUCUAACGAUAAGUUGCAAUAUUAUAAGACAUAAGAUGUCCCAACUUUUCCCAAAUUGCCAAAUUUUUCUCAUUAACUAUACGUAACUGAUGAAAUAAAUAUAUGACAAUUUAUUUGUGUGAUACGAGUUUCUUUCAUAUUUACUCUUCUUUUUCUAUAUACUAUCUCUCGCCAUUGCAUUAUAUAUAUAUAUAUAUUUAUAUAUAUGUAUAUUUAAUGUAUUUUAUUUAUUAAAAUAUGUAUGUAAUGUACAUAUACCAAGUUUUUAUUAUAUUAUAUUAUUGUAUUUUAACUAUAAAUGUACUUCAUUCAGUGAUUUUAAUGUAAAUUCGUUAGUUUGUUGAUGUAAUUUUUUCUUAUUUUGUUAUUAAAUAUUUAUUUUCUGUACUAUAGGUGUAACAAUAAUAUUAAGUUUAAACUAUGUAACACGUUCAAACGCCAUAAAAAAAAUGUAUGAUAUUACAUUAUUAUAAUAAAUAUUUAUUUUUCUCAUAAAUGACAAUCACCUAUAGACGCGGUACGACAUACCUAUACAAACAUAAUAUAUGUACUGAUUGAUUAGAUUACAUGGUUUUAAAGGAUAAAUAUAUAUAAAUUAUUGUUACCUAUAUAUAUUAUAAUAAUAUGUUUCAAGAAAAAAUAUGUUUAACGAAUUUUCUUACACUAACAUAUCGUCGGUGGAGUUUGAUCUCUGUUUUAAAGGCUUAAAUUGUAUUAUAUUAUAAUAUUUCAUUAUUAUUAUUAUUAUUAUUAUUAUUAUCAUUAUUGUUCUUAUUAUAGAUUAAUGGACUUAAAUGAAACAAAACUGAAAACUUAAAAAUAUAAUAUGGUAUGCGUAUGGAUGAUGUGUUUCGAUCACUGAAAGGAUUGUGUUUUUGUACAAUUGUACCGUCAUGGGCAUUUUUUAUUACUAGUAGUCAUUAUCGCAAUUUUUAAUUAUUAUUGAUACCGUGAUAUCAAAUAUUUUUUUCGUGCUCUAACUUAAAGAGAUUGUGUGUAAGUGACUGUGUGUGUGUGUGUGUGUGUAUGUGUAAAAGAGAGACCGCCAAUUUAUAACUGUCUGCAAUCAAAAUAGACUUUAAAAUAUGUGCCAAAAUGUUUUUUUCGUGUUGUGAUUUUUCAAAAAACUUCUAAUUCCAUAAAAUAUUAUUAUUAUACUUAUAGGUGCAAGUGAUGAUUUUCACGUGAGAAAAUCAACGCAUUUAUUAAAUUUUCAAGUGUUUAUUAUAUAUAUAUUAUAUAGUAACGUAAUAAUGAUAAUAAUAAUAACAAUAUCGAUUCGUUGUAAGUCUCUAUCGUGUUUUUCCUUUUUUGUGUUCCAUUUAAGUAUGAUUAAAUGCACCCGUUUUGUUUAUUUUUGUUCCAUAAAUCUUAGUAUAUAAUAUUAUUAUAUGUUGUUAAUUAUAUAUAUAUAUAUACAUAUAUUAUAUAAUAAUUAUUGUUGUAUCGAUUUCUUCGUAAAUAUUACGACAAAGAGUUUAUGUCAUUGUUCAAUAAGGUAUUUCGGUUGUUAUUAAAUUUAAUGAACUAUAUACAUUA